AUAAGCCCGAUCAGCGGUGGCCGAGAUCAUGGCAGCCCUCUUCUUCCACACCCUGAAGUACAAACCGCAGGACCCCCGGGACUCCAGCAAUGAUCUCUUAGUGCUCUCCAAGGGUCAUGCGGCUCCCAUCCCCCAAGGUCUGGCUGAGGCUGGCUUUCUGCCAGAGGCCGAGCUGUUGAACUUGGGGAAGAUCAGUUCCAUCCUAGAGGGCCACCCAGUGCCGAAACAAGCCUUUUCAGAUGUGGCUCCUGGGUCAAGGGCUUGUGGCAUGGCCUACCCAGGCAAAUACGGCGACAAAGAGGUGUCUGAAGGGUCUGUGUGCGAAGCCAUGGCCUGCGCAGGUUUCUACAAGUUGAACAACCUGGGGGCCAUCUUUGCCAUUAGCCGGCUGGGCCAGAGUGACCCUGCCCCACUGCAGCACCGAGUGGAAGUGUACCGGAAGCCAUGUGAAGCCUUUGGGUGGAAUGCCAUCAAGGUGGACGGACACAGCGUGGAGGAGCUCUGCAAAGCCUUCAACCAAGGCUUCGACCAGGGCAAGCACAAGCUGCUGGCUAUCAUCGCAAAAACUACAAAGACGGAAGGAAUCUCAGGUGUGGAAAACAAGGAAUCUUGACAUGGGAAGCCCCUUCCCAAAAACAUGGCGGAACAGGUCAUUGAGGAAAUCCAUGCCCAAAUCCAAAGCAAGAAGAUUCCAGCAACACUCCCCAAAGAUGCUCCCGCAGCUAACAUCACCAACAUUCGGAUACCAUCUCCUCCAAAUUACAAAACCAGAGACAAGAUGGCUACCCGUAAAGCCUGUGGUGUGGGCCUAGUCAAACGGGGGUAUGCCAGUGAUCACGUGAUUGCCCUGGAUGGGGACAAGAACUCCACCUUUUCAGACCUCUUCAAGAUGGAACAUCCCAACCGCUUCAUUGAAUGUUUCAUUGCAGAGCAGCACAUGGCGAGCAUCGCUGUGGGCUGUACCACCUGGGACAGGACCGUGCCAUUCUGCAGCACCUUUGCUGCCUUCUUCAGCAGGGCCUUUGACCAGAUCCGGAUGGCAGCAAUUUCAGAAAGCAACAUCAACCUGUGUGGCUCCCAUUGUGGUGUGUCCAUUGGUGAAGACGGUCCUUCUCCGACGGCCCUCAAAGACCUCGCCAUGCUCUGGAGUACUCCCAACGGAACAGUCUUUUACCCAAGUGAUGCUGUGUCUACCGAGGAAGCAGUAGAGUUAGCUGCUGACACCAAGGGCUUCUCUUUCAUAAGGGCCAGCCGCCCAGACAAUGCAAUCAUUGACAACAAUGAAGACUUCAAGAUUGGCCAGGCUAAGGUGGCCCUGAAGAGCAAAGACCACCAGAUGACUGUCAUUGGAGCCCGAGUGACCCUCCAUGAAGCUUUGGCAGCUGCAGAACAACUGAAGAAAGAUAAGAUCACUAUCCGUGUGACUGACCCCUUUACCAUCAAGCCCCUGGAUGCGAAACUCGUCCUUGAAAGCGCUCGUGCAACCAACGGCCGAAUUCUGACUGUGGAAGACCAUUACUACGAGGGUGGCAUAGGAGAAGCCAUGGCUGCCACCGUCGUGGGUGAGCCUGGCACCACCCCCACUCAUCUGGUGGCCAGCCACAUCCCAAGAAGUGGGAAGCCAGCAGAGCUGCUGAGGAUGUUUGGAAUCAACAAGGACGCCAUCGUGCGGCUGAACAAAGCCUGAGUGAUGAGGGCCAGGGAAGAGAGAGCCACAUGCCUGUAACUUUCAAGCACACAAAGUCACUUGCUUCUAUUGAGGAUCAAUAAAAAGAAUAAAUAAAAAUGUUU
Messenger RNA from Monodelphis domestica (gray short-tailed opossum), 1791 nucleotides. The record is from RefSeq and is a predicted model, not a curated record. Lineage: Eukaryota; Metazoa; Chordata; Mammalia; Didelphimorphia; Didelphidae.